ACUGUUGUUUCAUAAAGAUUUCUGCUUCAAUUUAUUAGUGAUCUGCUUCAAUAUAUUAGUGAUUUUGGAGUUUUUUUUCUCCAUGAUGGCAUUGCAAAAGAUGAUCAACCCUUUGACUCUGUCUUGUGGGAGUGUUUUACAGCAUUUAAAAACAAAUUCUCGGACAUGUGUAAGACAUUUCAGUCGCUCAUCCAUUGCCUCUGCGGACUUCAACUGGAGAGAUGCUCUCAACCUUGACGGGAUGCUGACUGAGGAAGAGAUUAUGGUCAGAGAUCAGUUCAGGAACUACUGCAACGAUAAACUGAUGCCAAGGAUCAUUCAGGCAAACAGAAAUGAGGUGUUCCACAGGGAAAUCAUUCCUGAGAUGGGUGAAUUGGGUGUCCUCGGCCCAACUAUCAAGGGAUAUGGAUGUGCUGGUGUUUCGUCAGUUGCAUAUGGGCUUAUUGCAAAAGAACUUGAAGGAGUAGACAGUGGUUAUCGUUCUGCCAUGAGUGUGCAGUCAUCCCUUGUCAUGCAUCCAAUCUAUGACUAUGGAAAUGACGAACAGAAAGACAGAUUUCUACCAAGACUUGCCAAAGGAGAACUUAUCGGAUGUUUUGGUCUGACAGAACCGGACCAUGGUAGUGAUCCGGCUGGAAUGGAAACAAGAGCUAAAUAUAAUUCUUCCAAUAAAACGUACAUGCUCAAUGGAUCUAAGUCAUGGAUCACAAAUUCACCCAUAGCUGAUGUUUUCAUAGUAUGGGCAAAAUCCGACGCAGACAACAACAGGAUUAGAGGUUUUAUUCUUGAGCGUGGUAUGAAGGGUCUCUCUUCGCCUACAAUUGAGGGGAAGUUCUCACUGAGAGCGAGUACCACUGGUCAGAUUGUAAUGGAGGAUGUGGAGGUACCAGAGGAGAACCUGCUGCCUGGAGGCAGGGGCUUAGGGGGUCCUUUUGGUUGUUUGAAUAAUGCUCGAUACGGCAUUGCGUGGGGAACACUAGGUGCAGCCCAGUCUUGUUUCGAUGUUUCCCGCCAGUAUGUCUUGGACAGGAUCCAGUUCAAACGACCUCUUGCGAAGAAUCAGUUGAUCCAGAAAAAGUUGGCUGAUAUGAUGACAGAGAUCUCGAUCGCUCAACAAGCUUGCAUCAGGGUAGGAAGAUUAAAGGAUGAAGGAAAAGCCACACCGGAAAUGAUCUCAAUGAUAAAGCGUAACUCGUGUGGCAAGUCUCUUGAUAUCGCACGGUUAGCUCGGGAUAUGCUCGGAGGGAACGGCAUCUCUGACGAAUACCAUGUGAUCAGACAUGUGAUGAACUUGGAAGCAGUAAACACUUACGAAGGUACCCAUGAUAUACAUGCACUUAUCUUAGGACGUGCUAUAACUGGUAUCCAGGCAUUUACAGCGGACAACUGAACAACUAGGACUAAUUGCUUGCAAAAGACAAAGAAAAAAAGAACAUUAUGAUCUUCCUGUGAUAAAAAUAAAAUGUGUGAAGGUACGAUCUUGUGAACAGUGAAUCAGAACCAUUUUCCGCUUUGCUCUUUGAUUGAUGAAGGUACAAUUACAUGUGCACAGUCAAGGAGAAAGUAGAAAGUGUUUGUGUAUCAACAUGUAUGUUCAUGUAUUGUUGGCAGCUAUAGAUUGAGAUAUGGACACAGGAGAUCCUUUUUGUGGCUGGUCAGCUUGGAAAGAAGCUUCAACUCCCCACAUAAAACCUGUUUGUCCAUAUCAUGGUAUGGAUCAUUUUGGCUCGGUGUAUUGAGUGUAAAUAUGUGUGAGGAAUAAACCAGUUUUAUUCAGAAAA
Messenger RNA from Lineus longissimus, 1781 nucleotides. RefSeq names its product glutaryl-CoA dehydrogenase, mitochondrial-like. Gene Ontology annotation, molecular function: fatty-acyl-CoA binding; flavin adenine dinucleotide binding; glutaryl-CoA dehydrogenase activity. Gene Ontology annotation, biological process: fatty-acyl-CoA biosynthetic process; fatty acid beta-oxidation using acyl-CoA dehydrogenase. Bases 83 to 1390 code for a protein of 435 amino acids. The record is from RefSeq and is a predicted model, not a curated record. Gene Ontology annotation, cellular component: mitochondrial inner membrane. Lineage: Eukaryota; Metazoa; Nemertea; Pilidiophora; Heteronemertea; Lineidae. The transcript has 10 exons.